GAUCCUGGCACGUUCAAGGCAAGGACUUUAGUCACUAGGCCAUGCUGCCAGGCCCUGUUAAGGUAUUUUAAAGUGGAACAUUAACUUUUAAAACCUUUGUUUUUAUUUGAAAGGCACGGGUGGGGAGGGGAAAAGAGAUGGAGGAGAUGGACAAUCUUCCAUCUGCUGGUUCUUUUCUGAAGGUCCACAAGUACUUCUCUGGUCCAGGCUGAAGCCAGAAACUCAGUAAGGUCUCCCAUGCAAGGGACAUUUUGAGCUGUCACCUGCUGCCUCUCUUCCAAGAGGUACAAAUUAGCUGGAAGCUCGAAUCAGAAAUGAACCCAUGCGCUAAGGCUUCAGGCAUCUCUAGUGAUGUCUUAACUGCUGUGCUAAGCACCUGCUCUAAAGCUUGUGUGUGGGAUCUUGGGGACACCAGCAGUCAUUGCCCCGGUGGGAGUCUGCAUGCUGUCCUUGCUGCUGCAGACCUGAAGGUCUCCUCCUUUGACUGAGGACUUGCCAAGACUGGAAGCCUGUGCUAAAGGAGGAGCAGUGCUUCGCUGCCCCGCCCAGUCACCUCCACAGGUGGCUAAGCGAUGGGACUGCAUGCUAAUUCCUGACCUCUCUGCACCUGCAGCUUUCUUUAGCGUUUCACUUACCUCUUUGCAGUCCCAGCUUGGAUGCGGCUUAUGGGAUGCAGAACAGAGAAUCAUACUUGAUGAAUGUUAUAACUAUUGAAGAUUACAAGAGCACAUACUGGCCCAAGUUGGAUGGUGCCAUAGAUCAGCUGUUAACCCAGAGUCCGGGCGACUACAUCCCCAUCUCCUAUGAGCAGAUAUACAGUUGUGUGUAUAAGUGUGUGUGCCAGCAGCACUCGGAACAGAUGUACAGUGAUCUGAUCAAGAAGAUAACCGAUCACUUAGAGAGAGUCUCCAAGGAGCUGCAGGCCAGCCCACCAGAUCUCUAUAUUGAAAGAUUUAAUAUAGCUCUCGGGCAGUACAUGGGAGCAUUGCAGAGCAUUGUGCCUCUUUUCAUAUAUAUGAAUAAGUUUUACAUCGAAACCAAGCUUAACAGAGACUUAAGAGAUGACCUUAUAAAGCUGUUUACGGAACAUGUUGCAGAAAAGCACAUUUACAGCCUGAUGCCUUUACUUUUAGAAGCCCAGUCAACACCAUUUCAGGUCACACCUUCAACUAUGGCGAAUAUUGUGAAAGGCCUGUAUACUCUCAGACCAGAGUGGGUUCAGAUGGCUCCAACUCUUUUUUCUAAAUUUAUUCCCAAUAUCCUGCCUCCGGCGGUGGAGUCUGAACUUUCAGAAUAUGCUGCUCAAGACCAGAAGCUUCAAAGAGAACUCAUUCAGAACGGUUUCACAAGAGGUGACCAGUCCCGGAAGAGAGCUGGGGAUGAGUUGGCCUAUAUUCGUCAGCAUGUGCAAGUUCCAGGGGUUACAGAUAGUGAAUGUCCUGAGCCUUUUUCCCGUCCCGAGGAGGACACACUGGAGACUAUUCAGAGCACAGCGGGGCCUGCCAUGCUCAGGCGCGCAGGCGCAGAGAUGCUCUCAGAAGAAGAUGCCGGACCUCUUACUUUGGUUUGCAAUUUUAAAUAACAAAAAAACUAACAAAAAACAUAAAACAGUUGCUGCUAGACUUGGGGGUGAUUUUGAAAUGGGACAAUCUUUUCAUGACUUUACUACAGAGUCUGUGAAUAGCAAGCAUCUUGGAAAGUGACCCUUGCUAAGUGAAAUCGGACAGCCAAAUUCAGCAGCUUCCUCCAAAAAUAUGAGAAUUUGAGUGGAAGAAUCUCUCUCUCUCUCUCUUUUUGUUGUUGCUGUUGUUAAGCACUUGUUUUGUUCAUGUGUGGACUUGGCACUUCAACAUAUUGAUUUCCCAUGACGAAUACUUUUGCUUUAAAACCAAGCAGGUUAUUUCAAUACAGUAUUUGUAGAUAUACAAUACCCAUAAUCAAAGCAAUUGCCUUUCAAAGACUUGGUUUUUGUUCAGCAUUAGGAAGCCUUGUGAAAGGAAAAUGCUAACUCCGCUUUCUCCACUUCCCCCCAUCAGUUCACAACUUGUUUCUACUCUGUGCCUUGAGCUUUGUGCACUUUGCAGCUGUAUGACCGUAUUGUCAUGCUUCCUGGAGAAGUUUGUGGCAUCCCAGACUCACUAACAUGUCAAGUAUGACUUUGUGACAAGAUGCUCAUUAAGUGAGGAAAUAGAGAGGUGUUUCGCAGUGAUCAGGUGUCCCCGUGCUUUGCCAGGUCGUGUCAUGUUGGGGACCAGAGCAUUUCCAUUCCCUCUGUCAGCUGUCGUAGUUUUGGGGGAAUGGGACUCAUGUUUAGGGGACGGUACUCCAGCAUGAAAAUGUUCCUUUCAAAAUUGCGGGGAAUUAUCCAGCAGUAAGAACUGUGUGCUGUGACCCGUGAGAAGCAGUGUAGUUCCUAAAUCCAGAUGAAAGCAGUGCUGCGGGGUUCCCGAGAGCUUGUAUGUUAAAUGGAUGGUCUGAGUACUUAUGGCAAGUCUGUAGUCUGCAUCUCUUGUAUGUUACGUUUGGCUGUAAUGGGGAAGUAGUAGCUCUGUUGUUUGAGGCUGCCUUCCAGCUGCGGCUGAGCUGUUUCCUGUUUCCCCACACCCACAGUGCUGUUCCAGUCUCUUUAGAUGACUCUGAAGAUUAUUCUGGUGCUUUUUGAAAGACAAAGGAAAGAGGAAGCUGUGGAAAGGGAGAAACAUACUGCUCGAAGUUUUCUUAGUAUCUGAGUGAAACACAGGGUUCACUCCUGGGGGCUCCAUCAGACUAGUACUGUCCAUCUCAGAAGUGGGGUGAGGGCAGACAGACCAGGAGCAUUGUCACACAGGAGGUGCUGGGUUCCUGACUGCCGCUGCCCAUUCUGUUGAGUAUUUUGGGGAGGGGGUGGUAGAAGAAUUAGAACUGGGAAUGGGACAUCUAGUGAUUUAAAAAAAUGAAAGUAAAGAUUGUCCAGUUUAAGUAUUUAUCACCAGAAUUGUGGUAUUUGCAAAGGACUUGAAUUGUACUCGUUAAGUACAUGAGCGUCUUGCAUUGUUUUGAUGAACUCUGAAAUACUUAACUGGGAGAACAUAGCAAGUUCUGAUUAUGCCUGUGCAGCUCGAUUUGCUGCAUCCUUAACAUCGUAGUACCAAGAAGCAUCUCAUUUUAUCAUGCAGUCCAAGUUCACUUCCCAAUGGAAUGCUUUCUGCAGACUUACAGAUAACACCCUCACAGAAUUUUCUUCUGUGCAAAUAUUUUGAAAGAGGGAAAAUUUAAUGUUCCUUUAAAUGCGGAUGACUGCUUCAGUAUGCUCACACCCAAAUGUUUUCUCUCGGAGAGAGCAGUGUUUUUUGGCCAAUAACAGAAUUUUCCCUAUAAAGCAUUAUAAUUUGUCAAUUGGCAUUGAAAUCUCUGGAUGUUUUUUCAUCAAGUGAAUAGAGAAAUAGUUGAUGUUCUUAUUUGUGUUAACAAAAAGCGGAUGAAGUAAAGUUUGCAAAACUUAUUUUCCCUAAAUGUUUGCAGAGUGGCUGUGAUAUGGUUUGGGGUUUGCUC
Messenger RNA from Ochotona curzoniae (black-lipped pika), 3531 nucleotides. It is a transcript of the gene CACUL1, whose product is annotated as CDK2 associated cullin domain 1. The record is from RefSeq and is a predicted model, not a curated record. The transcript has 9 exons. Gene Ontology annotation, biological process: ubiquitin-dependent protein catabolic process. Lineage: Eukaryota; Metazoa; Chordata; Mammalia; Lagomorpha; Ochotonidae. Gene Ontology annotation, molecular function: ubiquitin protein ligase binding. Bases 671 to 1582 code for a protein of 303 amino acids.